This is a messenger RNA of Planococcus citri (citrus mealybug), 1445 nucleotides long. Its product is annotated as short coiled-coil protein B. The coding region runs from base 290 to 706 and encodes 138 amino acids. Lineage: Eukaryota; Metazoa; Arthropoda; Insecta; Hemiptera; Pseudococcidae. The record is from RefSeq and is a predicted model, not a curated record. Gene Ontology annotation, cellular component: trans-Golgi network. The transcript is spliced from 4 exons.
AUUUUUUUUAUCACUUUCGUCUAAAAUGUUGACAUUUUGUUCAGUUAGUUGACGUCAACUGGAAAAUUUCGUAGUUAUGUUUAAAAAUGUUGAUUUUCAUAAUUGAAAAGAAGUGAAAAGUGCAGUAAUUAUAUAGAAUUGUUCGCUGUCUCAGAAAAUUCCAUUCAUGUGCACUUGUAAACAGUGGAAAAAUACCCCUUCGAAUUUGAUUCUAGGCUAAGCACAUCGGUGAUUUUGUAAAAAGUUACUUUCUUAUCUAGGUAAUUAGUUUACUUCAGUAGCUAACAACAUGGAUACCUCUAAAACAAUUACUCAAGAAGAAAUGAACAGCAUACCUCUCGUAGAUGAUGACCCACAACUUGUAGUGCAAGAUGAUAACGAUAUUUCUCAAAGCUCCGAUAUCUUGCAAAGAAAUCACAGCAUAGAUUCCAUACCGUCAACUUUCACUAACGAAAGUAGCAGUCCGAGUCGUAACAAUUUCGAUUCCGAUAUUAGCCCAGAUGAACUCGAAGAAAAAGCACGUUUAAUAACGCAAGUAUUGGAAUUACAAAACACAUUAGACGAUUUAUCACACAGGGUUGAUAGUGUUAAAGAUGAAACCCUGAAAUUACGGUCAGAAAAUCAAGUGCUUGGACAAUACAUUGAAAAUUUAAUGUCAGCGUCCAGUGUUUUCCAGUCUACUUCUCCUAAACCGAAGAAGAAAUGAAGUUGAUGAAUUGCCAUAGUUUACUUAAAUGCUUGAAUCGAGUUUUAAUCUCGUUAGAAUAAGCGUCGCCAUAUAUUAGUACACUGUACAUUGAAACUUCAACACCUCAGUAUCACUAUUUACUUCAUAAUCUAUGUAUUAUGAUUUCGCAACUUUCUUUUAAAAUCCGUGUAUUUUUUACUUCUUACGUGCCUUCACUUUGAUGAAAUGGAAGUUCAACCCGUAGGCUUCCUACAACGAGAAAGCAGUAAUCAAAAUCUACGUGUAGAAUGAUUCAAGUGAAUUUCUAGUCUCUGUUAUUUAUAUUGUUGCACAAAAUGUUAUGUUCCAAUGCUUUCAUAAACUCGCAUUUUAUAGAACUGAUGAUUAUUUUGUAAAUGUCUUCAACAUUUAUACGCCUCAGAGGUUACAAUUACUAUAUUGUAUAAUCUAAUGUAAUGUAGCUUUUGUAUUCACGUUUGUUUAUUUUAUUUAUUUUUACGCCGAAUUAUUUAUACUUACUUACUAUCGAUUAAUUUGGUUCGAAUGAUGCGAAAGUAAUUUCAAAUUGUAUCACAUUAUAGGUAAUUUGAUUGCAAUUUUGAUGUACUAGAAAGGUGCCUAUUAUUCGAUUUAUGUACGAUGCGUGUUGGGCUACUUUUUGUGCAGGAUGUUUUUAUCAUCUUGUAAAAUUGUUGUAAUAUUGAAAAUAUAGAUACCUAUUUAUUUUGUAAACUAUUAAAUUUUUUUCUCAACGUGA